AUGCGGGAAGGACUGCGUAGUGGAAGAGGACGUGGAGGAGGUGGUGGUGGAAGGAAUAAUCAAGAAGCUAGAAAGACAAUUCAGGGGAGGAAGACGCCGUUAGAAGCGGAGGAGCCUAAAGAAGAACCCCGUGAUCUUCGUAUUGGAGGAGUGCAGGGAAUUGCCACCAGAACUAGGGGGAGGAAAGCAGCGGCCGCGGCCGCUGUUCUGGAAGAGAAAAAGGAACCAGAGCCGAUUACAGCGGCGGUUGCUGUUACCGGAGAAGGAGGGAAAGUUGACUGUAAAAAGCCUAUGGGUGAUUAUAACAUCAGUGGCGGUGGGUUUGACGCUGAUGAUGAAUCAUCUCUUUCCAUUCCUAAAGAGGUGAUACUUACAGUGGCUGCCGGUGAAUUUUUCCCACAGGUUCAAUUUGAAGGUUCACCCAAGUAUAAAGUUGAAAGAAGGCUUGGGAAAGGAGGUUUUGGCCAAGUAUAUGUAGAGAUCUCAAGGUUAGUCAUGGUGUUCCUCGGGUGCAUUAUACGGGGAUGCAAGGUGGAUUUUACAUUAUGGUCAUGGAUUUGCUGGGUUCAAGCUUGUGGGAUUUAUCGAAUGAUAAGACUAGUCCGUAGGAUGACUACUGAAAUGGUUGCCUGCAUUGCAAUUGAAGCAUUAUCAAUAUUGGAAGAGCUGCAUUCUAAAGGAUACUUAUAUUUACAUCAUCUCAUGGACUAUCAGCUUGUAAAUGGAGAAUCGACCCCGAUGACCCUGCUAGCGCCCAUGUGCAGUAUGAGCAAAGGCCAGAUUUGUUCAGAUUAUGUUGUGAACUUGAAUUUUGACGAGGAACCUAACUAUGCAAAAUGCAUUUCCCUCUUUGAUGGGAUUGUUGGUCCAAAUCCAGAUAGUAGACCAAUUAACACAGAGGGCGCUCAAAAGUUCAUUGGGAAGAAGAGAGGCCGCUCUGAAGAUGCGGAAGAUAAAGAGCCAAAGAAGAAGGUGAGGAUUGGUAUGCCUGCUACUCAGUGGAUAUCUGUAUACAAUGCUCGUCGACCAAUGAAACAAAGGUAUCACUAUAAUGUAGGUGAUGAAAGACUUGAGCAACACAUUGUAAAAGGAACUGAAGAUCGUUUGCAUAUUAGUAGUCUGGCAUGUUGUCAAAAUCUUUGGGCAAUAAUCAUGGAUGCAGGGACCGGCUUCACUGCACAAGUUUAUGCGCGGUCACCUACCUUCCUUCACAAGGUUGUGGAGCUAGAUUUUACUUAUCCCAGUGAUGGUAUUCAUCGGCGAUGGGAUGUUGGAUAUCGUAUAACUGCAACCGCCGCGACUUCAGACCAGGCUGCCUUUAUACUUAGUCAACCUAAGGAGCAACUAACAGACGAUACACAGGAGACCCUUCGCACAACUGGAUUUCCCAGUUCUCAUAUAAAGGUUCAUAUUCACUCUACCUGA
This is a messenger RNA of Oldenlandia corymbosa var. corymbosa, 1425 nucleotides long. NCBI's taxonomy places the organism in Eukaryota, Viridiplantae, Streptophyta, Magnoliopsida, Gentianales, Rubiaceae. The record is from the annotation of a GenBank genome assembly.